Armigeres subalbatus is the source of this 2447-nucleotide messenger RNA. Its product is annotated as phenoloxidase 8-like. The coding region runs from base 296 to 2353 and encodes 685 amino acids. Gene Ontology annotation, molecular function: oxidoreductase activity. The record is from RefSeq and is a predicted model, not a curated record. The transcript has 4 exons. NCBI's taxonomy places the organism in Eukaryota, Metazoa, Arthropoda, Insecta, Diptera, Culicidae.
GUUUCAUAAACAUUUUCGCGCCUUCGCCGUAAUCAGUAUUGCGGUUUAAUCGUUGCAUCAAACUAUAUACAUUUAAGCUAAUAGUGGGUCACUGAUGAUGGCUGUGAUGCACGAGAUUGUCCCAAUUUUGUGACACUGAGAAUUAUCAAAACUUGUGGUUACCAAAUUUCAUGUGUGCCAUAUAUAAACAAUUUUUCGGCUAUAAAAACAAGCUUAGUGGCAGUUGGAUUUCCAUAUCUAGCUGGUUCUCAAAAUUGAUCACAGUUAGUGUUUGAGUGAUUACUUAUCGUUUAGAAUGGCCACUGGGAAUCGUAAAUUGCUUGCACUAUUGCAGCGCCCUUUGGAACCGACAUUCUACCCCAAGGACGAUGGCAAGACGGUGAUCGAUUUACCGGAAAACUAUCUCACCGAGCGUUAUAGACCAAUAGGGGCGAACAUUCAGAACCGUUUUGGAAACGACGCAGACACCCGGAUUCCCGUCCGCAAUGUUGCAACGCCUAAUAUAGGGUUUGCUGAGGCGAUUCCUCGCCGUAGUGGAUUUUCUUUGUUCAACCAAAAUCAUCGUCGGGUUGCCGGAGAGCUGAUCACACUGUUCGUGAACCAGCCGGAUGUGGAAUCAUUGAUGUCGGUGGCUACUUACACGCGUGAUCGAGUUAAUCCAAUUUUGUUCCAAUAUGCACUGGCAGUUGCUAUCCAGCAUAGGCCGGAUACGAAGGAUUUGAACAUUCCGUCAUUCCUAGAGCUGUUUCCUGAUUCGUUCGUUGACCCCUCUGUUUUUCCUAAGCUGCGUGAAGAAGGUUCUGUAGUUCAACAAGAGAGUCGAAUGACAAUUGACAUCCCAAUGAACUAUACUGCUUCGGAACGUGAAGAGGAGCAACGGCUGGCAUUCUUCCGAGAGGACAUAGGAGUUAAUCUUCACCAUUGGCACUGGCAUUUGGUGUACCCAGGGGAUGGACCCGAUGCAGUUGUACGCAAAAAUCGUCGUGGAGAGUUGUUCUACUACAUGCAUCAACAACUGAUUGCCCGCUACAAUGUGGAACGAUUCUGCGCACGCCUUUCCCGAGUCCGACCAUUGAACAAUCUACGCGUACCUCUUCCGGAAGGAUAUUUCCCAAAGAUAAUCAGGAGUUUGAAUAAUCGGGCAUUUCCACCUCGUCCGCAGAAUCAGUUGUUGAGCGAUGUUAAUCGAGUGGAUGACCAAGUGACCUUCACUCUCACGGACUUGGAAAAUUGGGAAAAGCGCAUCACAGACAGCAUUGAUGCUGGAUUUGUCAUGGGAACCAACGGUGAACGUAUUCCAUUGACAGAACAAGCGGGAACUGAUUUGCUGGGCGAUAUCAUGGAGCCGUCGUCGCUUUCAGUAAACCCUCAGUACUAUGGAAGCUAUCAUGGAGAUUUACAUAACGUCAUUGCCUACAGCCACGAUCCUGAAGGUCGUUUCUUGGAAGGCUUUGGGGUUCUCGGAGAAUUCGAAACGGCUAUGAGGGAUCCAGGGUUUUACCGUUUGCACGCUCAAAUUGACAACUUAUUCCAUCGUCAUAAAAAUACCUUGCAACCGUACGCAGCCAAUCAACUCAACUAUAAUGGUGUUCAGAUACAGUCACUUGGGGUUCAAUUGAACCGAGCCAAUGCUCCUGCUAAUAUUUUGCUAACAUACUGGCAACGCUCGCAGGUAGAUUUGGCCACAGGAUUAGAUUUUGGACCACAAGGAAAUGUAUUUGCUUCCUUCACUCAUCUACAACAUGCUCCAUUCACUUUCCGUCUGACCGUCAACAACUCUGGUGCAAGGCGUCGUGGAACUUGCCGAAUUUUCAUUGGCCCGAAGAGUGAUGAACGUAAUAUUCCACUUACCUAUCAGGAACAGCGUAUUCUAAUGGUUGAACUGGAUAAAUUCAAUGUUACAUUGAACCCUGGCAGCAACACGAUUGUCCGUCGCUCGGAACAAUCCAGCGUUACAAUCCCGUAUGAACGAACUUUCCGCUCGGUAGCCCUUUCCAAUCAACCAACUGGUGCCGAACAGUUCCGUUUUUGCAACUGUGGAUGGCCAUCGCAUCUCUUGAUCCCGAAAGGUACUGUCGAAGGAAUGACCUUCGAUCUGUUUGCAAUGAUCUCUGACUACAACGACGACACAGUCAAUCAGGAGUUCGAUGAGAAUGUCGACUGUAAUGAUUCGCAUUCGUUCUGCGGCCUUCGUGAUCGUUUGUACCCGGAUCGUCGUGCAAUGGGUUAUCCAUUUGAUCGGCGUGCUGCAAAAUCCAUCGGUAGCCUGGCGGAUUUCGUUAGCUCGAAUAGUAACAUGGCUCUCUCGAACGUGCAGAUCCGUUUCACUAAUACUGUUAUAGCGAGAACCUGAUCGAUUGCGGAUAAUUAAUGGAAUGAUAAUUUUUGAUUGUUCAUACCUUUCUCAUGCAUUUUAAUAAAUUUUGAAGCCGUAUACGUUACGACAA